AUGUAUCUACAGAGCGAAUUAAUACCAGAAUUAAAUUUAGCAGUUACUGCUGAUUCAAUUCAUCGAUCCGAUAUCGAUUAUGCUAUAGAACAUUGUGUAUUUGUUUCUCUGAACACUUUUUCUACGGAUAAAAUUGAAUUGUAUCAUUUCACAUGUCACCAUUUCAGCGACAUCAGUGAGUGUAUAAUAUUUGUGAAAAAUCAGACAAAGAAAGCUGUUUUAUUGGUAGCUCAUACAGAUGAUGAUUCGAUUUUACGAUUACACGAACUUCCACAGAUUUAUUUCAUUUAUUUAUAUUUGUGUAGCGAUAGAUUAGUAUCCACUUAUUAUCCUAAAAAAAUUCGUGGGAACUUUACAGUUAGUGACAAACUAGAAACAUUAGUAACCGAAGACCUUGAUCUAUAUGCAAAACAAUUACUUUAUAUAAUGUCGAUUAGUAUUGUUAGUGAUCAUUUAAAUACAGAACAUAUUCAAUUUGUUUAUUUUCAACUUGUAAUUGACAUUAUCCUUGAUAUGCCGCAAACCGAUGCUGCAAAAGAAGAAACAAUAUCUGAAUAUCGACUGCAUUACAAAGAACAUAGACAAAUUCAUUCAACUGAUUUUUAUGAAACACAUACAGCCAUCGACUGGUACAUGCAAAAUAAUUCCGUUUAUCGUAUAAUAAAUGAAGCUUUUCACACAGAAGAUACGAAUACAUUGUUUAACUUUCGAUAUUUUAUUAACGACCUACAUAAUGAAAUAAGGAAGUCACAUACGCGAUUCGUUGCAACAUUACCGGUUGAACAAGACCAUCUUAUGGUUUAUCGAGGACAACUGAUGACCAUUAAUGAUUUACAAAAGUUGAAAGCUAAUAUUGACGGUUUUAUUUCAAUAAAUUCUUUUCUAAUAACGACGCGCUUAUUGAAUACUGCACGUACAUAUGCUGGUGAUAGUUCAAAUCAAUUGUUAUACAAUGUUGUAUCAGUUAUAUUCGAAAUAGAUAUUGAUAUGUGCAACAAUGUUAAAAAGCCAUUUGCUAAUUUAAAUUCAAAUGAUAAAAAUGAGAUUAUAUUUUCGAUAGGUGCUGUAUUUAAAAUUCACUCUGUUACAUUGUUGACCGACAAUUUAUGGUCUGUACGUCUUAGUUAUGGCAAAAAUGCAGAUAUGGAAUUAGAUGCGUCAAUAGAGGAACAUUAUAUGAAUAUAAUGGGUGAAUCUGUACACAAACUAACAUUUGGCACCUAUUUAUCCAUACUAGAUGAAUUUGAUAAAGCCCAACAAUAUCAUAAGCUAUUAUUAUCAACGACAAAUGAUAACAAAAGUAAAGGUGCCAUUUACAAUAAUAUUGGUCUUACUUGCAAGAUCUGGUUCGAAUUUUACGAUUUCUAAUUUCAUUUGCUCAAUAAGAUUAACAUCGCUUGAUCCAUCGGCUUGCAAGAUGAUCUUGAGUAGUAGAAAGACGUGCAUCUUUUUUGUGUGUGCCUGAUCAGUGAUCAAAUUACCACAGUUUUCGCUCGACGCUCCGACAAUGUUUCCACAAACAGAGGAGAUAACGAAUUUCGCACCUACUAAUUGCUCUGAUCCCACCACAUUUUAGCGAUGAAAUUUACUACCUAUUUUUCUCCAAAUAAACAGACUUUUAACAUCUGACAGUCAUAACUAGAACGUACCAUAUUCUCUGAAGUAACAGGAGGUUCGGAUAACUAGCUAACACUUCUCUUUUAUCCGUUUUUUAAAAAAAGGCUACUCACCAAAGCGCUUAUAACUUUUUAAUGUAACGAGCUAUCGACCUGCGGUUUUCGACAAUCGAAAGAGGACAUCAGGGGACACAAACGUAUGCAAUAAAAGAUUUCCAAAAUAAUUUUCUGGGUGAUCAUAACCCGGAAAAGUUCGGAAAAACAGCGCA
Molecule: messenger RNA, 1885 nt
Organism: Didymodactylos carnosus
Lineage: Eukaryota; Metazoa; Rotifera; Eurotatoria; Philodinida; Philodinidae
Source: the annotation of a GenBank genome assembly